Messenger RNA from Encephalitozoon intestinalis ATCC 50506, 549 nucleotides. RefSeq lists its product as uncharacterized. Lineage: Eukaryota; Fungi; Microsporidia; Unikaryonidae. The transcript has a single exon. The coding region runs from base 1 to 549 and encodes 182 amino acids. The record is from RefSeq and is a predicted model, not a curated record.
AUGCCGGUAAAAGAAAAGGAAGAGGUUCUUCUGAAGGAUAUCAAGGAGGAUGUUCAGAGUGUAAGAGACGCAGUUGUCUUGUCGGACGACGUGUCCAGGAUUGACGAGUAUAACUUUGAGAGUCUUUUUGGAAUAUAUAAAAAUCCGCAGCAGCAAGUGGUCUUUGUAAGGACGAUAUAUAGGCAGUUAGUAGGAGAGAUCUUAAAGUUUUUCUCCUCGAAAUGUGUUGCAGAGGCAAUGACUAACAUCUGCAUUCUCGAAGAAGUCUUUAGGAGCCAGAGGGGGUACAUUGACAUAGAGAUGAGUCUGGAGGAUGUGGAGUGCAUUAACCAGCAUGCAUAUUCCUUGGGAAAGAAGGAAAACUCCGGAGUGGUGAGGGAAGGUAUACGGGCAUGGAACUGUCUAAAGCAGAGAAAGGCUAUUCGAAUAUGUGUCAUGCCAUUUCCAGAUGACGAACGAAGUUUAAUGCUUAUUGAAGAAGAAUUAGAGGCCAUAUCGAAGACUCUUGAUGGUUGGGAAGAUUCUAGAGAUGGGAACUGUACAAAUUAA